Molecule: messenger RNA, 554 nt
Organism: Linum trigynum
Lineage: Eukaryota; Viridiplantae; Streptophyta; Magnoliopsida; Malpighiales; Linaceae
Source: the annotation of a GenBank genome assembly
CUCACUAUUAAACAUUACAUCAAAAUGGUUAGCCACAAAAGGUUACUAACGGCGGUUUGUUUAGCGACGGUGGUAAUUGUCAUGGCGCAACCUUCGAUCCAGGAGCUGACGGUUCAUGUUGCCAACAAGUUGAGCAACAAAAUACUGAUAGUGCACUGCCGAUCCAAAGACGACGAUCUCGGCGCCCUCGACGUCGAGGUUGGCGCCGAGAUGAGUUGGAGGUUCGAUUCGAACGCGAUGGGUUCGACGCUUUUCUGGUGCAAUCUCGCGGUCGAAGAUAAGCGUCUCUCUUUCGAAGCGUACGGCGGGGAGGGCAUGCCGUAUUACGGGUACUUAAUUGUCUACGAUGAUGGGGUGUACGGGAAGAAUUUCGUUACCAACAAAAAUUUGAUGGGUAGGUGGAGGCGAAUUUGGGUACCAUAGGAAAUUUUUGUAAUUUUGGGGAAGUUUUUGUAUGAGGAUGGAAUGAUUAAAAUAUAUAAAUGUUAGUCUCUCCAAGAUUCGAAUUAUUGAGAUGGACUAAUUAAGUUUUUCAAUGAAUAUAAGGUUAUUGC